This is a messenger RNA of Glossina fuscipes, 3067 nucleotides long. Its product is annotated as tubulin glycylase 3C. Bases 336 to 2159 code for a protein of 607 amino acids. The record is from RefSeq and is a predicted model, not a curated record. The transcript is spliced from 5 exons. NCBI's taxonomy places the organism in Eukaryota, Metazoa, Arthropoda, Insecta, Diptera, Glossinidae.
CGGUAAGAAAACAAAUGCAACGAGCUUACAACGAAAGAAUUGUCGUAUGUUCCCGUUGCUAACAUCGCGUGUUAAAAUUCUCUAAAUACAAAAAAGUGCCACAACUGUUUUCUUAAAAUCAAAUUCAUGAAAAACUAUUUUUGAUUACUGACAAAUUAUUUAAAUAUUAUUAAUUGUUAAUAAAAAGAAAACGAAGUGUAUUUAUUUUGGAAGUGUUUUAUUGAGCGAGACAACGUUGAUUUGUUUAGUGCACUUAGACUCUCUUUUUGUUAUUGUUAUAGAUAUUGUUAGAUUAGAGAGCUAAAAAAAAAUUAGCGAAACUGGAUAAACGUAGAAUGAAUGGCACCCGUUUCGCCCGAACUGGGCGAUGUCGCUUCAUAAUAUGUAUAGGCAUUUUGAUCUUGAUGGUCGGAAUGGUAGCGAUAUUUCAUAGCUCACAGAUGCAAUUGGAUGAAACACGGCAACAACGCUUGCAUUGUGAACAGCAACAAGAAGCCUUAAAUGAAAGACUUACAUCUUUAGUGGAACAGAAAUUCCACAUGGAAAAAAACCACGACCAUGAGCGUAAUGAACAAAUGGAAAUUAAACGCAACCUAGAACAACGAAUUAAAAGCUUAGAGGAAGAAUUACAAAAGCAAAAAUUAGAAUCCCAAAUGCGUUAUGAUCAUCUGCAGCAAGGAAAUAAAGUUUUGCAACGCGACCACAAAGAUUCAUUAACAGAGUGCACUAAGACCAAAAAACAACAGCUUGAACAUGCAAACACAUUGGAAAAGAAAUUAGAAGUGCUACAUUCAGAAUUUGAAAAAGAAAAGGUUAAUAUAUCGAGUGAAGCAAAUAUGUGGAAGGAAAAAUACAAUGGACUUGCUAAUGAAAAGGCAGAUUUGCUGACCACCUUAGAAACCGUAGAUACUUUACGCUCCAAAAUCAAAGAACUUGAAAAUUCAUUAAGGGAGCCAAAAGGAAUCUCUAGAACAAAAUCAAAUAAAUUGUUGGGUAAACCGCAAUCGACAACGCCGAAUAAAGUUGAGCCACUAAAAUCGUUUAAAGGAUUAGAAGAAGUGAGUGAAGGCGUCUAUCAUGUCAAUAUAACUAUAAAGAAUGCAAAUCAGGUGCCUAAUGCUUCUGGCUUUACUACUGCUAUUAUUACUAACAAUAACAAUAAUGUAGAAAACCCUAAUAGUGGGUUUUUUAAUGUUACUGGUAUGGGUUUAUCUAAUCGAACAACAUCUGGCAUCAAAAAUAAGAAAUUUGUAGAUAUAAAGGCUGCAGCGGAUCAAAGUAAUCGUAGUAUAAUUUUAAAUUCCGUUGAAAAUUUUCAGAUCGUACCUAAGCCCAUUGUAAAUAAUGUGGGAAAACUGAAAGACAUAAUUUCUUCAUCACCAGCUAGUAAAUCGGAACAACAAAUGCCAUCGGGGGUGUUAGGGUUUAAUGCUACAACGGCAAAAUCAUCGUUAGUUUCUAAUGGAAAUUUAAACAGUAAUAGCCCCCCGUUGGCAAUGCCACCGAAUCAAAGAAGGCUUCCUGAAAAUGUUGCUCCUAUACCGGAAAAUUUUGAAACACUUCUAGGAAAAUCUAAUGUGGAUGAAAUUAAACAAGGUAGCAAGCAAAGUAAUGACGUUGAACGAGUCAACAAAAACGCAGAAAACAACAACAAUCGUUACAGUAAUGUAGUUGACACUAUGGAUAUUCCAAAAACUCAAGGGGUAAAAUCAGCUGCCAACAAGGACUACGAUUCGGCGUUACCCGCCGCAAAUGGAAUUCGUAAUCGUGAAAGCAGAAAUGAUGACAAUCUUAAUGAUAAUGAAAACCCGCAAGACGAUCACAAAAAGAUGCCAGUUGGUCCAAUUAAUGCGGAUGAAAAAUUCAAAGAUGGUGAAAAUGAUGAUGAAGAAAUUGCAGUUGGCUUAGGUGCUGAUAAUGAAGGCGAUAUGCUGGCAGGUUUGGGCGGCGGCUUUGCUGCUGGCGAUAUAGCUGUGAAACCAAAUAAACAGCAGUUAUUGAAGACUGAUAAUCUCAAUAACGAGGUAGCUGCAGACCAAGGCAAAGAAUUUGGUGAUGGUUUACGCAUAGAUGAAGGCGACUUGGAUUAUGGUGAUGAUGAUGAUUACUCGAAUCCAGGUGCGCGCAAUAAACACGAUGGUCAAGCUAUACGUAAUUAGUUUGUUUUUAUUGAUAGCACAUAAGUUUCGAAUAUCGAAUAUAAGAAUAUUUAGAAGCUGCAUUUUGAUAUUGUCAUCACGCGUUACUCUAAACUUAUUUAUUAAUAUAUUGAAUUUUAGCCCAACCCCUCAUUCAGUAAAGCCUAGCAUAGAAGAAGGGUGAGGAUGCACUAUAUAUUUAAAACUUCACUUAUUCUAUAUGCAUUUUAAAUGAGGGCGAAAUUCGAAGUUGAUUUGGUUUCUUCAACCGAGUUUGUCAGAACUUGCGUAGAUGCGAAAUUUCAAAUGGAUAGCUGAAACCUACCACAUACUUAGUAUUGAAGUAUGAAAUAAGUGAACUUUGCUCGCCAGCGGUAAACCCGCUGCGCAACUUUCGGUAUGAAUUAAUCACAGUUUACCAUGGCUGUGUCAAAAUUCAGUAUUGUAUGAGGUGUUGGGCAUCUAGAGUUCGUCUAAAAGCGAAUAUACUACUUACUUGCAUUCUUUAGAGAUUAGCUUUGUCUCAUCUUACUUUACUGUUACUGUGAUAAUUUUAGAACAGAAAAGUCAUUCAUUCACAUUUCCCCACCAACCAUUCAUCAUUCAAAUUUUAAAUUUUUUUUAAUAAUUGAAAAAAAAAGAAAAGAACAUUUACUGCAUUUUUGGUUUAUCAAUGAUUUUUUGCGAUUUAUUGAUUUUAUAAAAACAUUCGAAAAAUAAAUGCAAAAAUUUAAUAGAGUGCAUACCCAACGCAAAUAACACAUUUUUACUAAUAAAAUAAUAAUCUAGAAAAUAUGAACUGAUAGCACUACCCUUUCCAUGCAUAGAUAUAUUUUAUAAGUCUCAAAGGGAAGUCUAACCUAAAUUAAGUUGGGCGCAAAUAAUUAACACAAAUUAAAACAGUUCGAAAGAAGUAUACAAUAAAAAAA